Messenger RNA from Bicyclus anynana (squinting bush brown), 1303 nucleotides. Its product is annotated as isochorismatase domain-containing protein 1. Bases 124 to 723 code for a protein of 199 amino acids. Gene Ontology annotation, cellular component: cytoplasm. The transcript has 4 exons. The record is from RefSeq and is a predicted model, not a curated record. NCBI's taxonomy places the organism in Eukaryota, Metazoa, Arthropoda, Insecta, Lepidoptera, Nymphalidae.
AUGAAAGUUCAAUGAUUCAAUCCCUGAACUGAAAAUAACCUUGUUUGCCUUUGGAAUAACAUUACAAGUUGUCGCCGGUAAUAUUAUUUACAAGUGAAAUUAUUAAAACUUUCAACUGUAAAAAUGGCUCGCAACAUAUUAAAACUUGGUGCUCUCGAAGCUCAGAAGACUGCGUUUCUACUUUGCGAUGUCCAAGAAACAUUCAGACCGCAUAUAAAACAUUUUACAGAGGUUGUUAAAGUUGCUAAUAAAAUGUUAGAAGCUGCAAAACACUUCAACAUACCAGUGUAUGUGUCGGAACAGUAUCCCAAAGGCUUGGGACACACUACAAAUGACGUCAAACUUGACGGAGCUGCACUGGUGUAUGAGAAGACAAGGUUCUCGAUGUUCACUCCUGAGCUGAAAGAGAGAUUGAAGAAGGAUGUACCCAAUUUGGGUUCAGUUGUGCUUUUUGGUAUUGAGGCCCAUGUUUGCAUAGAACAAACUGUGAUAGACUUGCUGAAUGAGGACAUAGCUGUACAUGUCUUGGCUGACGGAGUAUCCUCAAGGUCCCUGAUGGACAGGGGACUGGCUUUGCAGCGAUUCCAAAACAUCGGCUGCUUCGUGGGUACGUCGGAGAAUGUGCUGUUCAAACUGUUGCGAGACAAAACUAACCCAGCGUUCAAGGCUAUAUCUAAACUGAACCAAAGUCCCACUUCAGACAUAUUCAUCACACAAAAUUAAUAUUUUCUAUUAAGUUUUAUAAAAAAUAACAGACACGCGCUCUCGGUUCACCCGAUUGGUUACUGAUCCUGUGGUAAUAAGGGUAAAGGUAAUAAAUAAAAUGUAGCCUAUGUCCAUCAAGGAUAAUGUAGGAUUUAAUUGGUAAAGGAUUUUUGAAAAUUUUCCAAUAGUUUUAGAGCCUCAUCAUAUCAGCCGAUGGAUUGUAAAUCCCCAUUGAGGAUUGUCUUUCUUCCAAAUUCUGUGUAAUUUAUUUUAUAUGAUAUUAGUUAUUUUAAAAUGAUAUUCUUAGCCCUGUGCCUUUAAAUAAUUUAAAAUAAUCAAACUGUAUCGUUAGACAUAUCAAAAGAAAGAGCUAGUUAUAGAAUCACAAAUUUAUUUUAUUUGUAGUUAUGAAAUAAAUAGUUUUCAAGUUAAAAAGAUGAAAAUUGUCCAUUCCUAUUAACAAAAGGUAGUUAGAUAGAUGCCGCCAUAUAAAAAUUAAAUUUAUUCCUUUAUUUUUAUACAAAUAAUGAACUAAAAUGCUCUAUGUAAAUAGUUUAUUUAACUUAAGAAAUUAUAAUAUAUUUGUUAUUUAAUAAUU